AUGGCGGUGCCUGGUGUGCAUAUUCCUGUGCCGCAGAUUCCCGGGAUCCCUGACGAUCACGAUCCUGAUUUAGAGGUCCGGCUGGCCGCGGGAGAGCGUCAUGGCAGGCUUGGGGGCGGUGAUCCUGGUAGUCCAGCAAAACGACCGAAGUCUGGUGGUGAAGGGCAGAGUGGAGACCAUGUGACCAUGGGGGCCCUGCGGGCCUUGUUGGCGGAGCAAUCGCUCGGCUUGUUGCAGGCUCAGCAGAGUCAGAUGACUGCCUCGCUUCAAGCUGUUGAGGAGAGGCAAAGCACCAGGUUGGACAAGCUGGAACAGGCUGUGCAGGCACAAGGGGACAAGCACUCUGGUCUGGAAGAUCAGGUCAAAGCCCUGGCGGAACGCUUGGCGCGGGUGGAGGCACGUCCGCAGGUGGCUGCCGAUCCUGCACAUGGCGGGCCGAACCGACGCCUGACGCUUGUGUUCGGAGGAUGGGAACGUGAUACUCGUAAGGGGCUUCUGCUGGAACAGCUCAAGCAGGCGCUGGCGGCGUUGGGGCCUUCCCAGCAGCUGGACGCAGAGGCCUUCUGCACGGGGGCGCGCCGCUCCGUAGCCCUUUGUCCCUUCAAGCAGAGACCAGGUGAGGACCACAGCGGACCGAGGGACCGGAUGCUCCAUAUCGUUCAGGUGGUUAAUUCCAGCAAAGUCACUUUGGAGGGUGCUGCAAGACCUUUGUGGGCGACGUUUAGCAAAACUCCAGCAGAACGCGGUCGGGCGAGUUGGGCGACCAUCGUCAGGAAGGUGGUCCUGAGGUGCAGUCCAGCACGUCUUGGGGAUGUUGAGGUCGAAUAUCUCUCGGGGCGGUCGUGGAUAAGGGAUGACCAACUGUCGGGGAUGGGUGACCCUCCGGCUGAGCUCAAGAAUGCCAGGGUGAUCACUACCAGGGCUGGCCCCGGCUGGCUCGAUGAGCGGACUCUGGCUCGAUGGGUGGACGUCUCCGAAGGAUUGGCAACUGCAGACUUGUCGGGCUCGGGUCGUGGUAAGAGCUGUAUGGUGGCCGAGUCUGCUGUGAAGAAGCUCUCUAUCCUGGGCUGGAACGUCGGUGGUGCGGACCUUCAUGUGCUGCCUAAGGCAGUUCGAGAUUCUCUCUUUCGGCUUCUUGGAAAAGAUGAGCUCGUGUUGCUUCAGGAAGUGCCUCGGGAAGCGGAGGGAUGGAAUCAUAAGCAAGUCGCAGGCAGAAGGGUUGUUACGCAUCAGUCGUCGAGUCAGUGGCGAGGAACGGGCCUUUGGUAUGACGCUGGGGCAUGGUGUCUUCUCCGCAAAGUCUCUACAAACAAGGGGACAUGGUUCAAGCUUCGUCAUCUGGAGGAACGCAUGGAGCUCUGGGUGGGGACGGCUCAUUUCUCCCCGGGAGCGUCGGUGGCAAACUACGAACUUGAGGUUCAUGAUCAUUUUGCAGGCUUGCCUCGGGAUGCCUCGAGGGUUGUGUUCAAGGGCGAUGUGAAUACAGGAUUCUCGUGGGCGGCUGAAGGGGAUGAGGUCUCUGCAGUCGCCAGGGAAGGGAAGGGUAACAUUCUUCACAAAGUGUUGAUGGAGGCAGGGUUGGCAGUGGGAGUACCAGAACGAGAUCAGAUGCACACCCCGACUAGCAGACCCCGGCAGGAAGGCAAGCGAGGUCAGUGUAUCGACAUCAUGGCUUUUCGGGGACUUAGCUUUCGGUCGUGGCACAUCUUGGUCGACUCCUGUCUUUGUAUUGGAACAGAUCAUGAGCUGUGUCAUUCGAUUUUCUCACAUUCGGCGGAGCGGCUUUUCCCCCGGUACAACACAAGGCCACGAGUCUGGGUGGGUGGGGCGGUGACCGUUGAGAACAUGAACCAGGAAAAGAUUGAGGAGUUGGCCAAGCGGUGCACCAGACCGACUCCGGGCACGGGGUACAAAGAUUCGGAAUCAAUCAAGCUGGCCUUUAGGGAAGCUAAGAGGGCGGGUACAGCGGUGAAGUGGAAGGCGGCACUCAAACUUCGCAAAGCAGCACGCAUGAAGUGGGAGCAUGACCGGCUCGUACGCGCAAGUGAAGGUGAGUGGCAUUCUUUCCGCGCUUUGAAGCCGCGGCGUCAGGAAGGGUGGGAUGUGGGCUUCUCGGAGGCCCAGGUGCAGGACCCACACCAGGUUGUUCAUGAGCAUCUCGCAGGGGUUUACGCGGGGGACGACCUUUCUUCACCUCCUCGCUGGCAAGGAGAUGUCCAGGCUUUCACAGUGGAGGAACUCAGGUUGGGUCUGUCUCAGCUUAAGCGAGGCAAAGCAGUGGGUGCGGACCUUACGUCAACAGAGCUGCUACAAGGUCUGGUACAAGUCCAGGGGGGAGAGUCCCACCUUCUCGAAUGGUACAACAGAAUACUUGCCACACAAGAAAUUCCGGAUCGAUGGAAUGAGCCUGUACUGGUCUUACUCCCCAAGAUAUCAGCCCCGAAACGGGCCCGGGAUCUUCGUCCGAUCGCCAUGGGCAGCGCAGUAUCCAAACUCUUCAGCCGCAUGUUGUUGAACAGAGCCUUGUCGCGGGUCAUUCCACAUACAUACAUGCAGUGCUCUGGGCCGGGGCGUCAGACAUCCGAUUACUUGUUUACCAUCAUUCGACUUUUUGAGUUGACGAGGGAGUGGGGCAACCCGCUGGCUGUCUUUAAGCUGGACUUGGAGAAGGCUUUUGACAGUCUGGAUCGUCGCAUGUUGAUGAGUAAACUGGAGGAGAAGAUCGGUCCAGGUCCGGAGCUCAACUGUUGGUAUGGGCUGCUGCGGGGGACCACAGGUCUGCUACAAACACCGUGGGGGUCGUCCAGGGUCGAUAUGCGUAGAGGAAUCAAACAAGGUGGGAUCGAAUCGCCACUCUUUUUUGCGCAUAUUGCAGAGCUGGCAAUGGCGGAUGCGGUCACACUGCACGGUUGGCGCAAUAUGACCCCUCUCUUUCCUGACCUACCGCCGGAGGAAAUGUUGUAUAUGGAUGAUGGCAUGCUCUGGAAUGGUCUGGUUUCGGUUGUGGAGGCCAGGGCGCAGACACUCUCGGUUGAAUUUGCCAAGUACGGGUUGAAGAUGAAUCCUGGCAAAUGUCAAUUGUAUGUUUCGCCGUCGGUGGUCGGUAAGCGCGAGAUCCAGUUGAAUGGGGAAAGGGUUCAAGCGUCCACGGUGCUGGAGGUCAUGGGUCUACCUCUUCGUGUAGGGAUGACCAUGUACGAAUUGGUUUCCCCGGCUACCUCCCAUGCUCGGGCAAAAUUUUUGGGAGCUCAAACAUCUUUUCCGAGCAAAGGGUCACAUGAAGAGUCGAGCCAGAACCAUGCAGAAAGUGGUGGGUGCAACCGCUCUAUGGUAUGUGUGUUCGGUGCCCCCGGACAAAGCGGCGAUGACGGCUUUGAACGCGACACAGUUGCAGCUCAUGGUGUGGUUGUUGCGUCUCUGUAA
This is a messenger RNA of Symbiodinium sp. CCMP2456, 3423 nucleotides long. The record is from the annotation of a GenBank genome assembly. Lineage: Eukaryota; Dinophyceae; Suessiales; Symbiodiniaceae.